AUGGAUUAUAUGUCAGUUGAUGCAGCUGGGCUGGCAGGGGGAAUUCUGUAUAUUUGGAAGCCUUCUGUGUUCUCACUUUCCAAGUGUUGCUGCUCUCGAAACUUUAUCCUUCUAUCAGGUACGAUUUUACCUGUAUUUACUUUCAUGUUGAUUAAUAUCUAUGCACCUAAUGAUGGGAAAGAAAAAUGGUGCAUAAGAGUGGAUAGAGGGAUGAGGGCUUUUAAUGAGUUUAUUGAAGAUUUGGAGCUCUUUGAUCUUCCUAUGCAAGGAUGGUCGGGACUGGUGUCCAAGACCAUUUCGUUUUUUGAAUGUUUGGACUUUGCAUCAGCAGUUUCAAUCAAUGGUGAAGAAGUCCUGGGAGGAGGUUGGUAUAUCAGGCCAAAGUUGUUAGGGUAUUUCAACUCUAUUGGUCAUGAUGGGGCUAUUGAUGGUCUUGAAGCAGAGUUUUCUGAAGAGGAAGUGUGGAUUUUUAAAGCUGAUGUUCUACAAUUUUUUAAGGAAUUCUAUGACAAUGAGAAGUUGGCUGGUGGGGUUAAUAGCUCUUUCAUUAUACUGAUCCCAAAAGUUGAUGGCCCAGCUACUAUUUCAGAUUAUAGGCCAAUUAGCUUGAUAGGAUCUUUAUACAAAAUCCUUGCUAAAGUCUUGACAAGUAGGCUGAAGCUAAUGGUUCCUAGAGUGAUUGGGGAGGCUCAAUCUGCUUUCCUUGGGGGUAGAAACAUUAUGGAUGGGGUUUUAAUUGCAAAUGAAGUCGUCGCUUGGUGGAAGAAUAAUAGGGCAAAAGGUUUGAUUCUCAAGCUGGAUUUCAAAAAAGUGUUUGAUUCAGUUAAUUGGGAGUGCCUUAUGUCUAUGUUAACGGUGUUCGGUUUUGGGGCUCAGUGGAGAAAGUGGAUUAAGGAAUGCUUGCAUUCUUCUCGAAUUUCGGUUUUGGUGAAUGGCUCUCCAACGGCUGAAUUUGUCCUUGAGAAAGGUCUCAGGCAAGGGGACCCCUUGUCAUUCUUCCUUUUCAAUGUUGUUGCUGAGGAGUUGAACGUUUUAUUGCAAAGGGCUUUGUCAAGUGUUCUUAUCAAGGGGUUAGUUUUUGGUCUGAAGAUUAAUUUCUCCAAAAGUCUUGUGAGUGGAAUUGGUGUGCCUGAUCAGCUGGUUGAGGAGUUUGUUAACAGACUUCAUUGCAAAAGCAAACGCCUGCCCUUUCCAUACCUUGGUUUGCCUUUGGGUGCCAAUCCAAGAUUGAGAAAAACUUGGAGACUAGUUGUUGAUAAGAUGCCUACUUAUGUGGUUAAAGUAGUUGAAGGGUUGCAAGCAUCUUUUUUGUGGGGUGGAUCUGAUUUGAAAAAGAAGAUUCACUUGGUUAAAUGGGCUGAGGUGUCUAAAAGUAAAGAUCAAGGUCAGUGUAGCUGCUCAUCUCUUUAUCAUCUGCUACUGUCUUCUGGUUCUAUGGGGGUAUCAAAAAUGUUGUGGUCUAAUGUCUCUCCCCAAAAAGUUCAGUUCCUCGGGUGGUUGUCCUGGAAGCGGAAGUUGAAGACUUUAGUGUUCCUUAAUAGAAUUGGUGUUUUGGGUCAUAAUGUUCUGGGGCUGCAAUGGAUUGUACCUGCUACAGUGGAGAGUCUUUUUCUUUGGUGGAGUGGAUUUAAAUGGAGGACGCUUGAGAACAAAAUAUGGAGAGCAAUGCCUUUGGCAAUUAUGUGGUCUAUCUGGAGGUUUAGAAAUGAAGUUGUGUUCAAUGGACAGGAAGCUGUGUUGGGAGAGAUUUGUGAAUUAAUUAAGUUGAGAAUCAUUUUUUGGGUGACAGCUCACACCAUGGGUUGCUCCUACACAGUGCAGGAUUUCAUGUCUAACCUACAACAGAUUACAUAUGGAGUUUAG
Molecule: messenger RNA, 1863 nt
Organism: Camellia sinensis
Lineage: Eukaryota; Viridiplantae; Streptophyta; Magnoliopsida; Ericales; Theaceae
Source: RefSeq, a predicted model, not a curated record